Messenger RNA from Caretta caretta (loggerhead turtle), 1292 nucleotides. It is a transcript of the gene FAM180B, whose product is annotated as family with sequence similarity 180 member B. Lineage: Eukaryota; Metazoa; Chordata; Testudines; Cheloniidae. The record is from RefSeq and is a predicted model, not a curated record.
GACUAACAUGGCUGUUACUCUGAAACCUGAAGGCUGAUUGGCUUUUGUCUUUGUUGUCUGACAGAUCAUUGUACUAAACUUUCCCUCCAGGGAGGUUUCUACAGUUGAAAGAAUGACCUUUCCUUUGUCGGCCUGUAUAUCUUGGAUGCUGUUGUCCUGCUGCGGAGCCUAUACAGGCUGCCAGCCCCAUCCUGCUGUGACAUUUCAAGAUUGUUUUUGAAAUUCCAAACUCAGUAAGUGGAAAAUUUAAAAGAAAGCCAAGGAGCUUAGGAGAAACAUCUGGGGGGAGGGUAUCCACACUCUACAGUGAAAUUAGAUUAAACUCCAGUUUGUCAUGUGUUUAAAUGGAAAAUCCCUUGGAAUUAGAAACUUCCCAUUAAAAUACUUAGGUGGGAAAAAAUCAGAAUUUGGAAAAGAGGCUUUAAGAAUUUUGCCAAAAACUAAACAACAAAGUCUUAAAGUUUCCAGAUUGCAAUGGAAAAUACCCUUUGGGAACAGAGAAUUCAACAGCAGGCCCUUCCCAGGACUGGAUUCAGAGAGAGGGAGAAGGGAGGAUCCAUUCCAGCAGAGGCUGCUGUGAUCAGACAAAGGGAGGAGAGAAGCCACAGUAAACAGCUCUCCCUUCACCCAAGACAUUUAUCUACAGAACAGGUGGGGACCCUUAUCUGGCAUGGCACUCCUGCUCCAGCCGCAGCUCAGAGCCUGGCUGUGGACAGCACUGGUCCUCUAUGUGUUUGCUGGAUCCUGGAGGCAGACAGAUGGGCAGCUUCACACCGAGGACCAUGCUGAUGUGAAUGUGUUUCAUAACAAUCUGGAGGAUGCCAACGUCAUGCUAGAGUUGCUCUGGGAAGGACUGGAGAUUGAGGCUAACAAGACAAUCAGGCUGCAGGAUGAGGAACUGGCCUCUCUGCGCCCAGCAAAGCGAUUUCUCCAGAUCUUCCAGCACCAGGUUCCCAAGACAUCAGAAGGGAUCAAGGAGCAGCUGAAACAUCUUUCACAGGCAGAUGCCCCUCUGAGUCUAGUAGAGUUUGAUCAGCUUCUCUUCACCAGCGUUUACUGCGCUUAUCAGAUUCGCUCAAUUCAGGGCCUGGACAAAAAUCUCUGGAUCAGUUUCUUUUCUCAGCUAGUUGAUGAAAUCCUCCAUGAUCUCUGCAAGGGAUUCUGCCCUGCAAAUUCCACUCUCCUGGCUUCCUGGCCCUGGAAGGAGAAGCCUUUUUAUUUAACCUCACUGAAAAAGUCUUAUCAUUCCAGCCUGGCCAUGAUGAAGAGAGGCACUGAGUAAGGAGGUUGAC